This is a messenger RNA of Odontomachus brunneus, 1171 nucleotides long. It is a transcript of the gene DNApol-gamma35, whose product is annotated as DNA polymerase subunit gamma-2, mitochondrial-like. Bases 39 to 1028 code for a protein of 329 amino acids. NCBI's taxonomy places the organism in Eukaryota, Metazoa, Arthropoda, Insecta, Hymenoptera, Formicidae. The record is from RefSeq and is a predicted model, not a curated record. The transcript has 2 exons.
GUUUUAUGCCCAGCAAAAAGCAAGCCUAGCUCAAAAGAAUGAGUCUGGAAGCUGUACUGAGGAUUGUGAGCCCGUGCUUUCUCACACUGUCGGAGCGUGGCUUCACGUACGGACCUCAGGGCAGAUUAUUGUUAAGGAACCUCGAGGAAUAUUGGUUCAUGCAUUGUGUCACGAUGCCACCUUACAACGUGUUCCCGUGCGACAGCUCGAUCACUGACACGUUGCAACAGUUACAGAGCUUCUCCAUGGACAAGGAUAUGCCGUUCGCGCUCGCCAUGCUCACGACGACCAAAAAUGUAGCAUGGAACGAGUCUCUAUUGAACGACACUGGCUAUCGAGUGACGUCGCAUAGAACGGCGAAGCUCAAUGUGAUUGCUGACGUAUUGGACUCGAGGAACCUGUUGCACAACAAACAGAGAGAGCGCAAGGUAUGGUGGCGCAAAUUCGCCCAAUAUCCCUCGAGAUUCGUGUUCGCCGAGGCAAAGAAAGUAAAGGGUCUCGACGUGACGGAAAUACAGGCACGGUUUCCUUUCGGCAACAUCACGGUCGAGACGAUCGCCCAUUAUCCCGUUACACGCAAAUUAUAUCCUCAGACUGAAGGUAGUAAAGAUAAUGUCGCGGACGUGCAUAUGGUCGAGCAUGUCGCCUCUUUAGAUUGGGGCUGUCUGGCUCUGCUCUGCGAUAGUUACAUGUCGGGCAAAUCAACUAGAGCGUAUAUUCAUCCUAAGUUAUCGCCUUACAAAACGACGUUUCGCAUAGAAAAACAAGAGAACGAAACUUCAUCGGAUUUAGAGGACUUGAAUCGCUUUGUGUUGUAUUUGAACAACAUGCUCAGGUCAAACGGGAUCCGUACCAUAUUGGCGAGCACAGAACAAGUCGUAGAGAUGUGCUUGAUACCAUUUGUCGUGUCUGUGGAUAGGACUAGUCUCAAGAAUGGCAUCGUACAUGUAGAGGAUCCUUCAAUAGCUCUGAAGGAGCCAGUCCAGGUCGCCAAUUUGGUAGAAUACAUCGCUACGUGUUGCUCGUGAAUGGCACAAAUCAACAAUGCGGAUCUUCCAAUCAAUGCGUCAGUUUAUAAGAUAUAUUGGUACCAUUAUCACUAUAUUUACUUACUGAAAGUUACAACAAUAUAAACUGUAAAUAUAAAUGAAAAUUUCUCUUUUUCUAUAUA